AAACUCAUUGGUCAGAUUCAGACAGACAUCAGCGAAUGACUACAGUCUCAUCAUGACUCACUUUGUUAAACUCCAUUCACUUCAAAAAAAAGUCUCCAUUGUUCAUUAAAAAAUUGCCAAAAAGUCUCCACUCUCUUUCUCCUUUGAUCAUAUACUCUCUCGAGUGUGUUGUCUCUCUCUUUCACUCUCUCUGCCCAUACAUGGAGGAUGGUGAUUCUAACCAAGACAAUCUCCACUCUCUUCCCACAAACAACGACGUGUCCUCUCCCAAGAAGCCAUCCACUUCCUCCAUCGUCGUUGACAGGCUAAAACGCGAUGAAUGGAGCGAAGGAGCUGUCUCGAGUCUCCUCGAAGCCUACGAGACGAAAUGGGUGCUCAGGAACAGAGCCAAGCUCAAGGGUCAAGACUGGGAAGACGUGGCUAGACACGUUUCUUCACGCGCUAGUCACACCAAGUCUCCCAAGACUCAGACGCAGUGCAAGAACAAGAUCGAGUCCAUGAAGAAACGGUACCGUUCUGAGUCAGCCACUGCAGAUGGUUCUUCUUGGCCUCUUUACUCUCGUCUUGAUCAUCUCCUCCGUGGAAAUGCUUCCACCUCUGUCCAGCCUCAGGCUGUUCUGCCUCUUAACUGUUCUGGUCCUUUGCUCUUACUCGAGCCUCCGUCACCGGCCGUGGCUCAUCCGUGGCAGCAACCUCCUGCUGCUCAGGCUUCUCACGGGUCCAACGGUGUCGGCAGGACUCCCAAGGAAGAGGGAUUCAAACCUGAGAAAGCCACUGAGAUGGACACAGAUAGCAGCACACCGGUUCUCUGCAGAGAGAAAGCGAAGGUGAGGCCAAAGAAAGUAAGGAGAAGAUACAAGGAAGAGAAGGAGGAGAUAGCAGGAAGCAUACGGUGGUUAGCUGAGGUGGUGAUGAGAACAGAGAGAGCGAGAAUGGAGACGAUGAAAGAGAUAGAGAGGAUGAGAGCUGAAGCAGAGGUGAAGAGAGGAGAGAUGGAUUUGAAACGAACAGAGAUAAUGGCCAACACUCAGAUAGAGAUUGCUAGACUCUUUGCAGCUUCUGGACAUAAAGAUGGUGUUGAUUCUUCACUAAGGAUUGGAAGAAACUGAGAAAAUUUUAUUAUUGUUCACUGAGGAUGAAUGGUUACUCCUUCAAAUGUAUUUUUAAAUAAUAAUAAAUAUGAUCAAUCUAGCUUGUAGAGAUAUCACUACCAACUCAGAUUGAUUUAGCAUGUGAUAGUCUAAUUGCAUGUGGGUCUAGUCUUACUCUUGUUAAUGUUAGUUGUGGAAGGGCACCUAAACGGUAAUGUACUAUGAAAUGAGAACAAAUGUGGUAAAGAUGAUCUAAAUUGAAUUUGGAUUAG
This is a messenger RNA of Eruca vesicaria subsp. sativa (arugula), 1363 nucleotides long. Lineage: Eukaryota; Viridiplantae; Streptophyta; Magnoliopsida; Brassicales; Brassicaceae. The record is from the annotation of a GenBank genome assembly.